This is a messenger RNA of Sceloporus undulatus (fence lizard), 1324 nucleotides long. It is a transcript of the gene PTGER2, whose product is annotated as prostaglandin E receptor 2. Lineage: Eukaryota; Metazoa; Chordata; Lepidosauria; Squamata; Phrynosomatidae. The transcript has 3 exons. The coding region runs from base 1 to 1110 and encodes 369 amino acids. Gene Ontology annotation, cellular component: plasma membrane. Gene Ontology annotation, biological process: inflammatory response; positive regulation of cytosolic calcium ion concentration; cellular response to prostaglandin E stimulus. Gene Ontology annotation, molecular function: prostaglandin E receptor activity. The record is from RefSeq and is a predicted model, not a curated record.
AUGGAGCCCCGCAGCGCUGCCUCUCCUCCUUCUCCUCCUUCUCCUCCGGGGCCCACCGUCGGGGACGAGAAGUGCCAGUCGCUGGAGCUGAUGCCGGGGCCGGCGAGCCCCUCCAUCUCGGCGGUGAUGUUCUCGGCGGGGCUCCUGGGGAACCUGCUGGCGCUGGGGCUGCUGCUCUGGUCCCGUCGGGGGCGGCGUCGGGGGUCGCGGGGGUCGCUGGCCCCCUUCCGAGUGCUGGUGACGGGGCUGGUGCUGACGGACCUUUUGGGCACCUGCCUGCUGAGCCCGAUGGUGCUGGCCUCCUACGGGGCCCGGAAGAGCCUGCGGGGGCUGGACGGCGGGGAGGGCCGCCUGUGCCAGGCCUUCGCCUUCGCCAUGAGCUUCUUCUCCUUGGCCACCAUGGGCUGCCUGGGCGCCAUGGCCCUGGAGCGCAGCCUGGCCCUCGGGGCGCCCUACUUCUACCAGCGGCUGCCCCGGGGCCUCUGGUGGGCCGCCCUGCCGGCCUUCGACGCCUUGGCCGCCGCCUUCUGCGCCUUGCCUCUGCUGGGCUUCGGGCACUACGUCCAGUAUUGCCCGGGCACCUGGUGCUUCAUCCAGACCCACUGGACGCCCCCCUCGGAGGGGGACCCGGGGGGCCUGGCCUUCGCCCUGCUCUACGCCUCGCUGCUCCUGCUGCUCAUCCUGGCCGUCCUCCUGGGCAACCUCAGCGCCAUCCGCAGCCUGGCCCACAUGCACCGACGCCGCGGCCAGGAGCGCCUCUUGGCCCCAAGGAGAGCCCUGGCCCUCUCCCAGGAGCUGGACCACCUCCUCCUCCUGGCCAUCAUGACCCUCACCUUCGCCGUCUGCUCCCUGCCCUUCACGAUCCAUGCCUUCAGGAACAGUUUUACUCGGGGUGGCGAUUACAAGGAAGACCUUCGGGUGAUGAGGUUUCUGUCCAUUAAUUCCAUCAUUGACCCCUGGGUGUUCAUCAUCCUGCGUCCCUCAGUCCUCCGGUUGAUACGUUCUGUACUCUGCUGUCGAAUGCCAUUCAGGUCACGGACUAAGAACAAGCAGGGAUCUUUUGUAGCUAAACCAAAGCCUAUGCCAGAGGUUGACAUUUGCCGUCAGUAGUCCUCCACAGUUUUGGAGAGUACAUCUGGCCAUCUGAGGGGUCCUCAGGGUAACUACAGAAACAUAACUUGAAAGUUUUGAUUUUUGACUUAUCAUGUCUGCUGAGUACUGUAUUGAUGUGUGCCAUGGACUGUCCAUUGUCCUGCAUUUGUCAGAGGCACAUCUGGGAGGACUGUCCAAAGUGACCCCAUCUUUGUGUUUGUGUUGCCCCAGA